This is a messenger RNA of Chara braunii, 1571 nucleotides long. NCBI's taxonomy places the organism in Eukaryota, Viridiplantae, Streptophyta, Charophyceae, Charales, Characeae. The record is from the annotation of a GenBank genome assembly.
GAUCCACGUUCUUCUUAUGCGCCUUCCAUUCCAUCUCCAACACACGACACACAAUGUCUUCUCGCCCCGCUCGAUCGCGGAGAGUUCUUAGGAAACAAGUUAGUGAAGGGGAGGUCGCACCGAAGAAAGGUCGUCACAAUCCCACGAAGAUAAGAAGGGGCGCCGAAGGCGGAAAGGCCGCAGUUGGGAGAGACGUGGAGGCAGAUUGGGUGGAUGCAGAGGAGAAACAGGAGGAGGACGACGACUUCAAAGAAGAACAGGAACAGACUGUCGUGAGGAAAGUGAAGCAGAGAAGGGGGGGUGCGAUACGGAUCGAAAUGGGGGGGGUGGGCGCUGCGGAGGUGGCUCCUGAUCAGCAGCAGACGCCGUCGAGUAAGCAGAGCGAAAAGGCUGUUGGCGUGGAUAGCAGUUCCCAAGCUGCGGGCGAUGGCGGGGCGGAGGGCGAACACGACGAACCGCUAGUGAAGAAGCUUCGCGGGCAACGUCCGGAGGCGAAAGCGAUGGAGGUGGUCGCGAGGCUAUGGACCGACAACAUUCGGUUCUGGAAUCAAACGCGGGGAAAAAAAAUCAUCGACAUCAUGCACGAAGCCCAAGUUCACCUCGUUGAUGUGGCGACGGGGGUGCAGCCAUCGGCGAUCCGAAGGAGCAUCACCCUCCCCCACAGUUCCAUUCCGCAGAAGAAGAUCGAAGACGCCUCGGAGUUGAGGGCGGCGAAGGAAAGGGCGUUGAAGGUGGAGAGCAUUGCGAAGAGGGCCAUCCACGGCUGGAUUGUCAAGUCCGACAGCAGACACAAGGGGUAUCACUUGGCGUACCAGUACGCCUUGAACGACGCAGCGACUGACAUGGCGAGAGCGAUGUGGGCAUUGGAGGACUGGCGUUCAUUAGUCAGCCCGAUGGCGACUCGAAACACGCUAGAGUUGGGUAUGAAGCUCCCUUUGUGGUUCGUCGGAGCGAACGUGGUGGACAAGCACCAGGACAACGAGUGCCCGGCUUACCAGGAGGCCAUCUCUCAAUGUUUGGUGCAAGAUUUCACGAAUGUGGUAGAGGCGGCCCAGGCGAUGGACUCGGGGCGUGUGUCUUACAAGCGCCUGAAGUCCCUUGCGGAGGCAAUGAGGUACUUGCUGGCGGCGGCGGCGUGGAUAAUGAGGAUGGAUGGGGACGACGCAAGAUCGCACUUUGACGCCUGGGUUUUCGUGCAGUUGACGUCGAAGACCACCCUUCUUGCCGCCAUGGAUCGCCAUUUUGACUCCCAUCGUCAUGUCUUGCUAGCCGCAACUGUGAUGACGCAGAAACUGGGAAGACCGCCUCCGACCUUCACUCCCCCCUCAUUGUAUAUCUCCGACUGGGCAUCGAAGUGCGGCCUCACGUUCAAUCACAACGCGACUUUGCACUUCCCGAUGGAAGCAACGAAGACUGAUUGGCUCGGCACAGGCCCCCCUGAGGAGGAAGACUCGGACGACGACGAUGUUGAUGGCGCCGAGGGCGGGUGAUAGUGGGAGUGGAAGUGGAUGGACUGCCGGCGAGGGCCGACGAUCGUUCGCGGAAGGGUUUAGUAAAUGUCGGGGGCGAGG